Messenger RNA from Nematostella vectensis (starlet sea anemone), 6215 nucleotides. Its product is annotated as adhesion G-protein coupled receptor V1-like. The record is from RefSeq and is a predicted model, not a curated record. NCBI's taxonomy places the organism in Eukaryota, Metazoa, Cnidaria, Anthozoa, Actiniaria, Edwardsiidae. Gene Ontology annotation, biological process: metal ion transport; cell communication. The transcript is spliced from 27 exons. Gene Ontology annotation, cellular component: membrane. Bases 758 to 4771 code for a protein of 1337 amino acids.
UCAAACAAUUAGGUUUUUAUGCGCUCCCUUUAUAUAGAUUUCCCUAACAGCACAUGUGUUAAUGUCGAUUCUUCAGCUCAGCAUUUCUUCGCAUUAAGCAUUUUCGCCUUAACGGCAAACGAUUGGGAAAAGCUUUGCAUGGAUGCGUUUGAAUUCAUCGUGUUCAGCCUCAAGGGCUGCCUCAAUGCAUCAGCAUUACAAACGUCUAUAACUCAAUAUCACAAUACUCACACCAUCGGAACGUUUGAGUAUAUACUCAAAAAGUCAUUCAUCGCGUUCUUUUCUUUUACUCGAUGAAAGGACUUGGAAAAGGAACAUGGAAAAGGUACCACUGCUAUUGCUGAUACUGCAGCUAUGUCACUUUGCUUCAGGUGUUAAUAUCGGAUGGGAAAACAGCACCAUGACAGUUUCCGAAAAAAUAUUUGCUGUCACGACAAAAAUUAUUAGAUCGUCAUCUUCCGGCCAAAAUAUCGUGACUGUUUCUCCUCAAGAUUUAAAAGCAAAGUUUAAAGCAGACUACGGAAUGCCAGAAAAUGCAGAUGUCAUUUUUAACGAGGGCGAGAGUGAAAAGACUUUUAUCUUUUAUAUAAAAAACGAUAAAAGCGUGGAAAAUGACGAAGAUUUUCAACUAAAAAUCAGUUCAAGCGACUCUGUUACCAUUGGGCCUAUAGCAACGCUUCAGGUCACCAUCGUAAGUGAUGAUAUAGCCACAUUUGCAGUUAAGGAACAAGGAGUGGUAUAAGAGAAUGACAUAAAAAUGCCGGUCAUUGUUACCAAAAAGAGUUGUGAGCCAUGUGAAGCUACCAUACGCAUAAAUUGUUCCACUAUUGCCGACACCGCUACGGAAGGGGUAGACUUCGAACCUAUCAGAGAUCAAAUGCUCAUAUUUGGACCUAGCGUUAAUUCCUUAAAUUGCGAGAUCCCGAUCAUAAACGACGAUCUGGUGGAAGGCCUCGAAAAGUUUGUCGUUGUCGUCACAACAGAUGAUAAAUCUAUCGUUGAGUUUGAACAGAAUAGCCAAUCAUGUACCAUCAACGACAACGAUAAAGUGACUGUGCAAUUCUCAAGCAACAGCUACUCGGUCACAGAGAAGGAUAGCAAUAUAAUUCUAGGAUUUGAAAUGAUUGGAAAGGUCAUUACCAAUGACCUUAUCAUAACCUUGCGUGAUACACCAGGCACGGCUAAAAGGUCUACCUCUGAAGCUAGAGGCGAUUACAUCUUGGGAUCUGAAUUAAACCCCAAAAAGGUCACAUUGCCUAAGGGCAAGAACUACACCACCUAUACAGUAUCUGUGUCUGAUGAUGCCACUGCUGAGAGCAACGAGACAUAUGCUAUUAGAAUGGAGACAGAUGCUGAAAAUGGAGCCUUCAUAACAUUUGGCACCCCAAGUACGACCACCAUCACGAUAAUAGACGACGACAAAGCCACAAUUACGUUCGAAAAAUCUGCAGACAAAGUUAAUGAACAGGACGGCACGUUGGACAUCAAACUAAAAAAGACAACAGAGACGGAGCUAGCUAUCACCACCAAGGUGACGUGCAUUGAUGGUACCGCAAAAAAGGGCGUUGAUUACGUAGACAAUACAUGGACUCAAAAUUGGGGCAAUGCCAAGGAUGAAGAAAUGACAAUCAAAUUAUCUGUCACGAACAAUGUCAAAGUGGACGGCGGAAGAACGUUGAAACUGAAGCUUUCCACGGAGACCCCUGACAAAGUAAAUUUUGGAACUGAAGAAAUGGAAAUCACGAUUAUCAACGAAGACAAAGUAACGAUUGCAUUCAAAUCAGCUAGCGUGACUGUUAAUGAAGAUGUAGGUACAGCUUCAACUAUAGAACUCGAAAGAACAGGCACGACACCUCUUGUAAAUGUGUCAGUGAAAGUCACUACAUCUGAUGGUACCGCCAAAGGAGGGCAGGACUUCGUUGCUAUGAGCGACCAAGUUAUUACCUUCACACCUAGCGAUACAGUCAAGACAGUACCUGUCGUUAUUAUCAAUGAUAACAUACAAGAGGCCGACCAAAAGUUUGGUCUCGUAUUGACGUCAGACGAUAGCUCAGUUACUGUUGGUUCUACAUCUCAAUGCGCCGUAACCAUAAAAAGCGACGAUGUUUCAAUAUUUUCCCUGUUGGCGUCGACCUAUGCUAUUGCUGAAGGCGAUGGACCAGUCAAAGUGGUGAUUAAUAGAGAGCAGAAGUCAGAGGGCGUUGAUAAUGUUGUAGUCAAACUUACAACAUCCGAUGGUACCGCCUUAACAGGGGCUGGUCAAGACUUUGGUGGUGGAACUUUUAAUGUACGAUUUGAUUCCAAUGAUAUAUCUAAGGAGAUUCCCAUUGCUCUGUUUGAUGAUGAUAUAGUAGAGCUGAACGAAACGUUUACUGUAACAAUCACACCGAUAAACGCUGCCACGGCAAAAAUUGGCAACAUAUCAGACGCCACCAUCACUAUUCUCAACGAUGAUAAAGAGAUAUUUGAGUUUUCGGCAUCAACUUUCUCAGCCAAGGAAGACACUAAACAGGCCGUUGUGACGAUUACCAAGGCGGGCAAAGCUACGCUUGCAUCACAUACUAUGACUGUUCUUUUUAGCACGUCUGACGUAACAGCCAACUCAUCAUCCGCACUGGACUACACUUCAAUCACCGACUUGCAAGUGACAUUUGCUCCAAGCGAUACAUCCAAGAGCGUCACGAUAACUUUGUCAGAAGAUAAUAUCGUAGAAAACGACGAAACUUUCAAAGUUCAACUCAAGGCAUUUUCUUGGCUCAGCAAAAUCGGAACAACAAACGAGGCUACGGUUACAAUAGAGAAUGACGACAAAGGCAAUAUAACAUUCAAUGAGUCUACGUACACAGUUAUCGAAGGCGAAAAUGUUACCUUUAACUUUGGCUGCAGCGGAAACAACGAUAUUGACUUGAACUUCAAAAUCACGGCAAGUCCAGUUAUAGUAAGCCACACAAACUCACGAAAAGCUGAUUAUACCCUUGCGGACAAUACUCCCCUGACGUGCGGACCGCGGGCUCUUGGUAUAAACUACACCAUGCCUACUACACAAGAUAAUAACGCGGAGUGGCCGGAAAGCUUCCAUGUAGAUACAACGACAACUGACACGGGAAUAAUUAAUUUUGCUAUCAGUCAAACCACUGUGACCAUCAUUGACAACGAGGACAAAGUAAAUUUAUGGAUAAAGGAUGCGGCGUACAAUCUAACGGAGGAUGAAGGAAGCAUUACAAUGACCGUAAUGAAGACGGAUAAUGCAGAGGUUGAUAUCAUCGUAAGGCUGACCUCGGCGGAUAUAAUUGCAAACUCGGCAAACCAGUCCAUUCCUUCUGCUCAAGACUUCAAACCAGUUUUCCAGAAUAUCACCAUCUCUCCUUCAGAAACAGAGAAGACGUUUACAAUUCCAAUAACUACAGACGAUUACUUGGAAUACAAUGACACCUUCAGGAUCUUUAUAGAAACUCUAACUCCCAAUAAGACUGAUUCGAUUCUCAGGAAUGAAACAUUCUUUACCAUUUACAACGACGACCAUGCCACUCUUGAGUUUGUUGAAAGAUCAGUCACCCUAAAGGAAAACCAAGGCGUGGUCGUACUAACCGUGCGACUUCUUGGCAAAACAUUGAUUCCUGUUUUUUUCAAUUUAUCUACAAUAAACAUCACAGCCUUUGGUAACCGUGACUUCCCAGCCCUCGUGGGAAAGACGUACAGCUUUGGGCCAUCGAUCUCUGGGAACACUUCAAUGGAAAUUGAGAUCGACGUUACUAAGGAGGCGUUCGUGGAGCACCCCGAACGAUUUGACAUCGUCAUGACAACUAACCAGCCCUUUGUAACUGUGGUGGAGAACAAGAGCAUGAGCGAGAUUCAUGUACAAAACGACGAUGCCGUGCUGAUAGGGUUCAUGACGCCGCUUCAGACCGUCGUCGAGGCCAAUGGAUUUGUCAACGUGUGUGUGGUGGUGGAAAGAGGGCUACCAGAGAUUCCACUCUAUUACAAUGUGAGCACGACUUACAUCGACACAACAGUUGGUAGGGACUUCAUACCGCUGACCAACUUCACAGUACUUAUACCGUAUCGGUCAAGCAUCUCCUGUUUCACGGUGACAAUCGAAGAGGAUCACGUGACUGAGCUUGAUGAGAGUUUCGGCAUAUCGCUUUCGAGUGAUUAUAUGAAUGUGACUGUCGACGAAAAUCGCAAGUCAACUGUGAUCAAAAUCCUGAACGACGAUAAAGUGACAAUGGAGAUUGAUGGCCCAACCAGUCGAUCUCUGGCAGAAGGCGAAAAGACCGUGGUGUCUGUUGUCGCUAAAGGGCACUACGAAAUCCCUCUUUCUAUCUUAAUUGCUCCAAAUAAGACGUCUACAACAGAUGAUGGGGAUUUCAGAUUCACAUCGUUAUACUGGCCUAUCGAUAACCAGUCUUUGCCUGAGGUUGCGGACUACCCCGCCUGGAGAUUCCCAGUCCCCCAAAGCCUAGCGCACAACAUGACCAUGGUAUUCAACAGAGGGGCAAAACACGUCGCCAUUGAAGUAGAGAUCCCGGUCGACAGGCAGUCGGAGUCCAUGGAGACGCUAGUGUUGUCACUCCUGAGCCUUGACCCAUCCAGAGUGGUGUUUGGAAACAAUCAAACAGUGGAACUUAGUAUCCAGAACACGGCUUAUCCUGAGACGAAGGCACAGGCAGGAGCAGUUGUAGCGGUUGUGUCUGUGUCAAUCGCGAUUCUAGUCAUCAUCUUAGUGGCUGUUAUCCUCGCUGCGUGCUUCAUUGUUAAGCGUGUCAAGUAAGGCGUAACUCACCAUGGCCGAUGAAGACGAGGAGAAAUAUACAACGUCAUAAAGGCCGAUUUAGACAGCACGAUUUAGUCGUGUGCGAUCUGCCUACGACAUGUCUUAGCCCUGAAUUACACACUACGACUUUCAUAGUCAGCGUCGCGGAGUCGUAGGCUGAUUUACACACUACGACUCGAGUUGUAGAGGUGUCACGUCGCAUAAGACUAAAUCGUGCUGUCUAAUUCAGCCUUAAGGGUCACAAGCAUUCUCUGGAACACAGGGCCAUGCGCGAGAACGAGAAUGUCUCCUCCGAAGCUUCGUUUUGGCAAUUCUUUAAGCUGACCUCAACGCUUUUUGUUCUCCAGGACGGGUCACAAGGUCAUAAAGGUUACAAAGACUACACCACCACCACGAAUUAGAAUCUUUUGCCCAGUAGAACCUUGCUUGAAACUACCGUGCAACCAGUAAAACCUUGAACACUUAAAAUAUGUGUUGAAUAGUUUUCACAAGGACAAGGUUCAACUGGGUAUAGAAAUGAACCAAAGUAACGAGAAUAAUUCCACCCUUUGGAAUUCGUCACAUCCCCCCCCCCCCCCCCUUUCUUCGGUUCCAGUUUUCUGCUAAAGAGCUUCCUCUAGAAUCCCGUCACUAGAUCACUUUGCAAAACAGGGACCGGUUGCACAUAGCUUAACUAAGUUAUCCGGCGGAUAAAAUAGCGUUGCACAAAGCGUGGAUAGAACGCUGGAUAACUAUCCGCUGAAUAGCCAUCAUUACCACUAAAUGGCUCCCCGUUUCCAUGGUAAAUAUGCAAAGUGCGCGCUGUUUUUCCUUCAAACAAAAUGGCGGCCGUUGAAAGAGCUACAAAAAGUGCCAGAAAACAAACAGUUUAUCGAGGCAAAGUGCAUGUAAAUCAUGGAAUGAUCACAGGGGAUAGUGUUUAGCUUCUUCCUGUCUUUGGGAGUCACAUUUCUCGAUAGAACGGCCAAUAUAGGCCAAUAUAGAUUGAUUACAGUCCUGCCAGAGCUGCAUGGAGUCCGUAAUUCAUUGUAAAUUUACCAACUGUAAAAUUUUUCGUUUGCAUAUGUUUCAAUUUGCACUUUGUCUGAAAUUAAUCUAAACUCUAACAAUAAAUUAGAAAGCAAACGCUAUUUUUUGUUCUUCACAUUUAUUCGGUGGAUAAGAUUUUGUCCGACAUCUUUCAACCGUAUAACUUUAACCGGUGGAUAAGACUUAUCCAGCUUUGUGCAACCGGCCCCAGACGAGAUUUAUACAGCGUUAACUCACGUUUUUACAUGCACUGCGCACGCAAUACAUAAGAAUUUGACUGUAGUGGCAAUCACCUGUAAAAUUCAGGAGAGGAACUCGAUUGUGAUAACCGCACAAAAUAUGUAAUUCAAUAAAUUUUUAAUUCCAAUAAAGCAUAUUUUUGUAAUCAAAUGCAAUAAAAAACACAGUUCGA